AGGAGGGAAAGAAAAUGAAAAGACACCGGAGAGCAGGCGGUUCCCAACACUUCUCUCUCUCUCGAUCUCUUCAACUCCCCUGAAAACUGUAACGGUCACAUUUCUCUCCAUUAAAAUACUCCAUAACGGCUUCUUCUUCCCUUCUCUCUGAAAACCCCCCCAACAAUUUCACUCCCAAUUCUACCCUUCUCUCUCUCUCUCUCUCCUCUGCAAAUAAUGGGGAAAAUCUUCGAUUUCCCUCUCCUCCUCCUUCUCUUACUAACAUCACUCCACUCGCUCCCGCUCUCCGGCGCGUCGCUCCACUGCCAAUCGAAGGCUCAAAACGGCGUCGUUACAAUGGAGCUCUGGUGCGUGGCCAAGAACAACGCCGAGGACACCGCCCUCCAGACGGCGCUGGACUGGGCCUGCGGGCCUGGAGGCGCCGACUGCGGCCCAAUCCAACAAGGCGGCCCAUGCUACGACGCCUCCGAUGUGCAGACCACGGCCUCCUACGCCUUCAACAACUAUUACCUCAAAAACGGCAUGACCGACGACGCUUGCAACUUCGACAACACCGCCGCUCUCACUUCCUUAAAUCCCAGUCAUGACAAGUGCAAAUUCCCAUCCAGCUUGGCAGUGAGCAACGGAUCAAGUCUGGCGAGUCCGUCGACAGCGGUCGGAUUGGGGCCCAGCGAGGACAUGAACGGUUGCAGUUCAAUUGCUUUCCAAUGGUUUUGGCCUAUUUUCAGUACCACUCUUUUCUUCUUUUUCACCAGUUACUUAUAGCUUGAAAUAGUACUUCUAUUAUUAUCUCCAUUAGCAAGGAAAAGAAGAAAGCAAAGGCUUUUUUUUUUCUCUCUACCUUGUUCACGUAAAACAUAACUAGAGUUUAGUUAUUAUAGGCCAAUCUUUUUGAGAGGAAUUAUCAAUUAUGAUUAUCAAUCAUGUAUUUUGACUAGGUUAGUUUCAAUUC
Messenger RNA from Morus notabilis, 952 nucleotides. Its product is annotated as PLASMODESMATA CALLOSE-BINDING PROTEIN 5. Bases 217 to 765 code for a protein of 182 amino acids. The transcript has 3 exons. NCBI's taxonomy places the organism in Eukaryota, Viridiplantae, Streptophyta, Magnoliopsida, Rosales, Moraceae. The record is from RefSeq and is a predicted model, not a curated record.